Molecule: messenger RNA, 3953 nt
Organism: Thamnophis sirtalis
Lineage: Eukaryota; Metazoa; Chordata; Lepidosauria; Squamata; Natricidae
Source: RefSeq, a predicted model, not a curated record
UAUGAAGACGCUCCUGCUUCCAGUAGUCCUUAUUGUUUUUUUAGUAAGUAUUAAAAAGGCAUUUCAAUACAUUAUGCUUAAAAAGAAAUCCUCUGAAAGGUAAAUAUAUUUUUAUUGCAGAUCCAAUUAGAGAAAUACCAUUAGUAAUGUUUUGUAUCUUUAAAGAUAUAAAGGAUUCCUGUACCUUUAAUAUCAGUUUGUCAUUUUCUCUAGAUAUUAAUCACAUGGCUGGUUUCUUUUUCUAAUAUUACAUAUCUUGUACACAGUAAAAUUUACUUCCUUUCUUGGCUCUGUGCUUAUAGGAGCAUCCUUCACAACACAAAAAUAUCAUGCAGGAUUGAAGUUCCCAAUUCUGAAAACUAGUUUGGAUAUUCCGUAUUACAGUAGGCUUGAAAGUUUGUUGUUAAUAGAUCAAUGGGGAAAGUUCUAUAUUCAGAUAUUUAUGAAAGGCAACUGUUAAAUGAAAUAUAAGUACCAUGCUUAGUAUUAUGUCAUAUAAAGUUAAAGCAUUUUUACUAAUAAUCUACCGUAUAAAUUCAUCUACCCUAUCAUAUAUUAAGUACAGGUAGUCCUUGAUGUGCAACCAGUCACUUAAUGAGUAUUGAAAGAGAGACUCCAACGAGAAAACUAAACAAUUCUGUUUCCCGUCUCUUUACUGUUCACAAAGAUUAUAUAACACAAUGUUUCUGAAGGCUUUAAAAAGCUAGCACACAGAGAGAAAGGUAACUACUGCAUUGGAUCAGAAAAAGGAAACUUGCGUCUUUGGGAUCCAAUCUUCCAAUCUUCUUUUCUCUGGCCCAGAGCAGGAAUUUCCUCCUGUGCAUGGAUGGGAGGGGAAGGCCUGCAAUGGGCUGCACAAACAAAACUCGGAUCUUUGUGGUCUGAGCUUCCUUUCUCUGGCCCUUCUCAUUAACAGACCUAAAGUAGCCCAGAAAAUUAAUAUAAUUAAAACGCUGUAUUAAUAUGAAAAUCAAGAAUUAAAUUGCAUAAGUUUUUAAAAUCCUUAAAUGAUCGACAUUGUAAUAGUUAACAUCUAGGAACAGCCAACCAUAUAAAAAGGUUGUGUUAAAAAAAGGUACCUAAAAAUUUCAACUUUGCAACCUAAUGUACUACAGAGGGGAAGAUCUCACAGGACAAUACCUAUAGAUCAAGUUCGUUUUUAUAUUUAUCACCAAAUGAUAAUCUGCAAACUGUAACUGAAAGCAUAGGAUAUCAUCUGAUAAUUGUAAGUGUCUGUGAGGCUGAUGUAACUAAAAUAUUUAAGGUAACAUAUAAUUUAGGGUUUUGUUAAUUAUUUUAUAGACAAAUUGAUUAAAGUUGUUUCUUUUAUUCCAGACAGGAGUAUUAUUUUAACCAGGGUGAGAUUGUAUACCAUGCAUUGCAACUAAUUUUUUUUACUCUACUUGCCAUUUUAAUAAUGAGACUAAAGUUGUUCCUGACUCCACAUAUGUGCAUUAUGGCAUCCUUGAUAUGCUCAAAACAGUUGUUUGGAUGGAUUUUUCACAAAAUCCAACCUGGAACACUUGUUCUUGCAAUUUUGGCAAUGAUGGCAUUUGAGGGAAUAGCAAAUCUUCAAAAAGAAUGGAGUAUUGUGGGAGAAUUUAGCAAUUUGCCCCAGGAAGAAUUACUGUUGUGGAUAAAAGCAAAUACUAAACCAGAUGCUGUUUUUGCCGGUGCAAUGCCUACAAUGGCAAGCGUAAAAUUAUCUGCACAACGACCUAUUGUGAAUCAUCCCCAUUAUGAGGAUGCAGGUUUACGGGCAAGAACAAAAAUCGUUUAUUCCAUGUAUAGCCGAAAACCUGCAAAAGAAGUUAAAAGAGAACUAUUAAAGAUGGGAGUAAAUUACUACAUUUUAGAAGAUUCUUGGUGCCUGAGACGAACUAAGCCUGGUUGCAGUAUGCCAGAAAUUUGGGACAUAGAAGAUCUUACCAAUGCUGGGAAAAUUCCUUUAUGCAAUCUCAUGUGCAAAGAUUCCAGGCCAUACUUCAGGACAGUAUUCAACAAUAAUAUAUUCAAAAUAUUGGAAGUUACCAGAGAAUGAUUCUUCAGUACUGUAUCAUUUUUGGCAGUAUAUGUUUCAAACCAGCAUUUAAAAAAAAAUCUACUUGAAUUCCAUUUAAAAAUAAAAAGAAUUGAUGUUAAUUACAGGCACUGUUAGAUUUGACUUGCAUUCCAGAGAAUUAAACACUCACGGUGUUUUGUUUUGUUUUUGAAGCAAUUGAAGAUAGUCAUUGGAUGAGAUUCUUAGGAGUCCAACUGUAUUUAUUGAGAAGUAAUGUUCAUUUGAAAAAAAAAAUGAAAAUAAUUUUAGUUUGGAUCUGUAGGUGUUCUAAGAUACUAUAUGGAAUAUCACUCUUUAAAAUGUGAACAGUUAAAGUAUAUUUUGGCACAAAUUUGUCUCCUCCUGGGACAGUUGUUUAAAAUUACCUAUGCAAAUGUUUAUUGCAUUUCAACUCUUAAUAAAUACUGAUCCUAAGAAAGAGAGCAAAAAUAUUUAUAGAAAAUAAUACCAAACUCAAUGAAAUUGUGCAGGUAAUGAUUCCUAGAAAGAGUGCUGCAAUUUUAAACCCUGAACAAAUAAGAGUUGACAAAACCUAAGGUUUUCUCACAUAUAGUCAUCAUUAUAUUGCUAAUUUAAUUUUCUUUUCAUGCUUCUCCUUUUCAAAUAAGCAUAGUUUUGUGAAAAAAGAUGAUUUCCAUGAUCCUAUAUUAGCAUAAAUUGCUCUUUACUUUAUUAAAACUGAAAAAGUUCACUUAUUACAACUUGCUUAUUUGUUCUGCUUUAAAAUUCUUAAAAUUUGCAUUGAGCCAAAUGAUAUAUAACAAGACUUCCUACAUUCUCGUUUAUCAAAGCUGAGAAAGCAAUAUAGUGUAUGUGAUUAAUCUUUAUUAUUCCUGUCAUUUUUCUUACUUUUCUUUCUUUUUUUUCUUUUGGUAGAAUAUUACAUCUAAACCAGAAUUCCUGGUUUGUUAUUUUUAACAAGCCAAAUUUAGAAUCCAACAUUUAUUCUUGGCUUACUUAUUGUCUUGAAUCCAAUAGUCCAAGGAAUCCUUUUCUGAAUAUGUUUUUAAACACUUUCACUGGUAGCAGAAAUAGUUGAAAAGUAAACCACCCAAAUGUAUAUAGAAAGAGUAUAUAUGCUUCUUCAAUAGUUACUAAAAUAGGACUGCUGAAAUUCAUGUAAAUUUAUCUGAAUUUUUCUACUAUUGACAUGCUAUGAUGAACAAAAUAAAGUUGUUGCAUGUGUUAAUCUUUUAAAAACAGAAAUUUUCCAGGAAAAUUGUACUAUUUUGCCUUAAUGCAAUAAAGGAUCAUCAUUAAUCCUUGUAGAAAAUUUAAUGUAAUAGGAAAUAACAUUUAUUCUCUAAGAAAUAAAUUGUAACCACUUGGUAAAAUGCAGUGUAAAACAAUUAUGCUUUUGUGUUAUUCCAUUAUACACCUUAGAGUUACUUUAUACAACAUAAAUUCCAAUACUGCAGCAAAUGUUAGGUAAGUUAAAACCGCAUUCUUAGGCUCAUUUUUAUAAAACCCUUUUAAAACUUCAAAAAUAUUGUAGUCAUUUCUGAUUAACUGUAAAGACGAUGCAUAGCUCCAAACCCUGGUCGCAGUUCAUUUUUUUGUCUGGUACUAUAGACCAUGAUUGUAUACAUUCUGUGUAUGUUUAAAACUGUUGAAAAAUCUUACUUGUACAAGUUGUUUAAGAACUUAAACAAGUUGUUUAACUAAGAACGGUUGCCACCUUCCCUGACAAAGUACAAAAGGGUCAAUUCAAAAUGUAAAGAAAUUUAUUUUCUAUUGAGGAUUGAAGCGUAAACUAAGAUCCAUUCAAAAGGCAGGAAAUUGGAGUCAUUAUUUUGUACUUAGAUUAUAUUGUAGAAUAGAAACAACUGUACUUUUAUGGAUUUUAUGCCUAUUGUUGAUGUUCAUUUUCAAAUAAAAGUUUUGUUCAUAA